UAUUUAUCGCACAUUCUAUUUCAAUAGUUGGUCUCUUUACUUAAUUGUAAUUGUAUUAUUCUCUUCUCGUGGCGUAUCUCCCGGUGGCGAAGAAAAUUAAAAGGAGACAUGCGGUUCCGAACGUCGAUGCUUCUGCUUCUCUGCGCUGUCUCGCUUGCGAUCGCGCGACAAGUCGAGAACUGUCAAAAGGAUGUCGACGACAACGAGCUGAUCUGGGAGUAUGACGUCAGAAGGCCGCAUCGAAUCGAUGGUUAUCAAGAAGUAGAGGCGGAUUACGGUCCGACGAAUGUGAGAAUCACAUGCAUAAGAUACAACUCGUUGUCUGACGAAGAUAACAGCGCGAUAUGGAUCGCUUCCGGCGGAAUCGGAUACAACUUUGUCAAGCUAAAAUUCAGAUCGAAAUAUUCGCGGGGUUUUCACUACAGAGUCUUCGUUUACGGACAGCCUUUGAGAAGUUCACUAUCUCGAUAAUUAUUCUCUCAAAAACUUUCGUAAAUUAAUCGUAUUUAAUCUUCUC
This is a messenger RNA of Camponotus floridanus (Florida carpenter ant), 517 nucleotides long. RefSeq lists its product as uncharacterized. The transcript is spliced from 2 exons. NCBI's taxonomy places the organism in Eukaryota, Metazoa, Arthropoda, Insecta, Hymenoptera, Formicidae. The coding region runs from base 109 to 471 and encodes 120 amino acids. The record is from RefSeq and is a predicted model, not a curated record.